Prunus mume (Japanese apricot) is the source of this 1089-nucleotide messenger RNA. RefSeq names its product WCRKC thioredoxin 2 (gene WCRKC2). The record is from RefSeq and is a predicted model, not a curated record. Gene Ontology annotation, cellular component: chloroplast stroma. NCBI's taxonomy places the organism in Eukaryota, Viridiplantae, Streptophyta, Magnoliopsida, Rosales, Rosaceae.
CCGCUGGAUCGAACAGUCCGGGUGACUUUUAUUCCGUUGGUUUGGUGAGGCCAUGUGGGUCCCGCUACCCUCCAGCCACUAACGCCGUCAGGCGCCGCUAUUUUCCGUGAUGCCAAACACUCCUUUUCGCCGUCACCUCAAAUCCUCCGUCAACGGUCCUAAAUAGUCCCAAGUCGACGGUUGCUCUCUCUUUCUCUGUUCGACAUGUCCGUGGUACCUACCCACCCUGCUCUCAGGCACCUGGGAACCAGGGCCUCACGUGACCCGUCACGUGACCCUCCAACUUCACCCAAACUGAAAAUUUCAAUCUUGAGCUUCAGGCUCAGAGGGCUAACUCGCUACCCGCCUUCUUCAAAUACUCUGGUCUUUUCCCGUAAAUUUGAUGAAAUUCGGCGUCCAAUUAGGGCCGUAAAUGCUCUGAGCCAAGAAGGGUCGUUGCAAGAGCUCGAUGAUACGCCGGUCUCGGUGGAGCUCGUGCCGAUUUCCGGCGAGACCCAGUUCGACCGGGUCAUGGCCCAAGCGCAGCAGCUGGAGGAAUCGGUCGUUGUCGUUUGGAUGGCAAGCUGGUGCAGAAAAUGUAUAUAUUUGAAACCAAAAUUGGAGAAGCUGGCAGCUGAGUACUAUCCAAGAUUGCGGUUCUAUUCUGUUGAUGUCAAUUCAGUUCCACACAAGCUUGUUGCUCGUGCUGAGGUCACUAAGAUGCCAACUAUACAGCUGUGGAAAGAUGGCAAGAAACAAGCUGAGGUGAUCGGUGGUCACAAGGCAUAUUUAGUCGUUAAUGAAGUUCGUGAGAUGAUUGAAAAUGAGGAUGACAGCUUUUGCUUGGAUAGUCUCCUUUUACGUCAGCACUACGAAACACAAUGCUCACGUUAUAUUUGAUCUGGAGGAAAUUUGUCACCUUCUUUCAGCAUCGAGUUCUAAAUCAACCAACAAGAAAAUCGCAGGGGACUGCUAUUUUGACAGAAGAUGAUCUGCAGACUUACUAGAUUCUUACUUGAAAAACUAGUGCCACACACUUUUUCGUAUUUUAAGAGUAUAGAACAUAAAACAUAAGUUGAGAGCAGAAACCCAUAUAUUUUUUCUUGGCCA